AUGGCAUUUUCUAAAAAGUCUGUAAAAUUCUAUUCUGCAUUCCGUGAUUCCUAUAUAAUUCUAGCUUCUUUGAGAAUUAAAAAUGUUGUCGAUGAUGAAGUAGAGAAAGAAGCUGAUGUUCAGUAUGUCAUAGCAUCUAUCAAAUUGUUGAUUAUCGAUCAAGCUGAAAUGUUAAUAAUGAAAAAUCGGGCUACUGUACAAAAGAUUGUCUCUUCACUCAAUCAACGUCCAACUGUUCUUGUGUUAGCAUCAGCUGCACGUAUUCGAUUAUGUUACUUAGCUGGUUAUGGUAGACGUUAUCGUCAAACUCUACUAUUCUCUGCCGUAUCAUAUUUUUUGAUCACAUCAUUAUCAUGUGAAUGUGAAAAUUUUCAAGGCCUGAAUUAUAUACCGCCAUUAUCACAUUACCCUGAUUUGUAUCCAACAUUUUUACCCGAUUGA
Molecule: messenger RNA, 441 nt
Organism: Schistosoma intercalatum
Lineage: Eukaryota; Metazoa; Platyhelminthes; Trematoda; Strigeidida; Schistosomatidae
Source: the annotation of a GenBank genome assembly